Phodopus roborovskii (desert hamster) is the source of this 1944-nucleotide messenger RNA. RefSeq names its product iron-sulfur cluster assembly 2 (gene Isca2). The transcript has 4 exons. Gene Ontology annotation, biological process: iron-sulfur cluster assembly. The record is from RefSeq and is a predicted model, not a curated record. Gene Ontology annotation, molecular function: iron ion binding; 4 iron, 4 sulfur cluster binding; 2 iron, 2 sulfur cluster binding. NCBI's taxonomy places the organism in Eukaryota, Metazoa, Chordata, Mammalia, Rodentia, Cricetidae. Gene Ontology annotation, cellular component: mitochondrion. Bases 20 to 484 code for a protein of 154 amino acids.
GCGGAGCCUGAGGAGCAAGAUGGCGGCCACCAGGCCCUUGUCCCUAACGGCUGCGGCGUUCAGGGCGGCCAUUCCCUGGCCGCGGGGCAGGCUCCUCGCGUCCUCUCCCGGGCUUUUGACCCGGUGGGAAGCGACGUCCUCCAUUCCAGAGGCUGGCGAGGGACAGAUCCGCCUCACAGACAGCUGCGUCCAGAGGCUUCUGGAAAUCACCGAAGGGUCAGAAUUCCUCAGGCUGCAAGUGGAGGGAGGUGGAUGCUCCGGAUUCCAAUACAAAUUUUCACUGGAUACAGUUAUUAACCCCGACGACAGGGUAUUUGAACAGGGCGGGGCGAGAGUGGUGGUUGACUCUGAUAGCUUGGCCUUCGUGAAAGGGGCCCAGGUGGACUUCAGCCAAGAACUUAUCCGAAGCUCAUUUCAAGUGCUGAAUAAUCCUCAAGCCCAGCAAGGCUGCUCCUGUGGGUCAUCCUUCUCUAUCAAAAUCUGACACAAUGACAGAUGACCCUUGUACCAGUAUGAAAAACCUGGAAUAGUAGAAUUCUAUAGGUUUCUUAUCAUGUCCUGUUCUCAUUUUAUUUAAUUUAACCCAGGAGUGUUUUGUUCUACCAUUAUUAAUUAAUGAACAGGAAACUUGUAGUCUUGGCCACAAUACUCUCCUCUACACAAUGUUAAGGCCAAGUCCAAAUGCUGUUACCUCAACUUAAUCACUGGUUGGAACCCAGUAUAAUUUGUAGCACCUCCAAAGCUCCAAAAUUUGGAGUUAACAUCUCUAUCUUCAGAGUUGUUUGUAUAUAUGUGUAUAGCUAUGUAUAAAGCAUCAUCUUAAACUAAGGAUCACAGUUUGAUUAGCUAGAACACCAGUAACCAGAAUCAAUUAGUAAGGCAAAUGAAAUACUCUUUUUUCCAUCCUCCCUCCCUUCUUCCUUUCCUCCCUCCCUCCCUCCUUCCCUCUCUUCCUUCCUCCCUCCUUCGUUUCAACAGAGUCUUAUAGGUAGCCCUAGUUCUGAACUUUCAGUUUCCCUGCCUCAAUCUCUUAGAUAUAUUCCUUUUUCUUUGUCAUUUUUCUCUUUCUUUUUUUAUUUUUUGUGGUUGCACCCUCCCCCUCCCUCCUCCCCUCCCCCCCACACACAAUGGACCCAGGGCAUUGUACCUGCUAGGCAAGCACUCUAGCACAGCGGUUCUAUCAGUCACACUGGAGUCACAUAUCAGAUAUCCUGCAUACGAAAUAUUUACAUUAUGAUUCAUAACAGAAGCAAAAUUAGUUAUAAAGUAGCAAAGAAAGUAAUGUUCUGAUUGUGUGUCACCACAGCAUGAGGAGUUAAGUUAAAGAACCGCAGCAUUAGGAAGGGUGGGAACCACAGCUCCAGCACUUGGAUUAUAUUCCUCGACUGCUUUACCUUUUAUCUGGAGACAGAGUCUCACAGAAUUUCCCUCUGUAGUUCAGGCAGGCCUUGAACUUUCAGUCCCCCAGUCUUGGUAUCCCAAUUAGUUGGCAUGACAGGCCUGUGCCACCAGCCGGCUUUAUUGCAUUCUUUGAAUGUGAGGGAUUUAUUCUUGUGUCCUAUGAAGCCCAUUUUCCACUUAAUGAUAUUACAGGGAAAAUACGUUAUAUUGUCAGACUCGUGAGUCUGCUUGGUUUUAUAAAAACAAGAGAUUUUCCCCCAGCACCCCCCCAAACAAAUUUGGCCAGACCCCUGUUGAUAUCUGAAUUACUUGAAAAAUAACCUUUCUAUUCCAUGCCUAUAGAGGUUGUUUCUAUAGUCUGUGACCAUUUAGUAUUUGAAUUCAUGUAGAAUAUAUUGCUUUACCUACCUUAUUAUAUAAAAUAUCUUUGGUUUUGUGCAUAAGGGAAGUGGUUCCUUCAUUAUUUGUAGAUAACAGAAAGGACUUUUUCAAGAAUGGAUUAAGUAUAAAAUGCCCAGUAAAAUUUGGAUUUUGUGUUACUUA